GGGCGCCCCCCGGCCCCUGUCCCCGGCGGGGUCUAGCGACUCCACCUGCCCCCCCGCGGGGCGGCCCCGGGGCUGGGCUGGGCCGGGCUCCGCCCGCCGCUGUCGGAGGCUCCGCCGGGCUGGGGCCGGUGGCGCAGAGCGGGACCCUCCCGUGCCCGCGUCUGUCCCGCUCCCGGCAGGGGAGGAGCCGGGGGGGCUCCCGGGGAGGAGCCCGGGGGGCUCCCGAUGAGGCGCCGGAGGAUGAACCAGCUGUACAUCGGCAACCUGAGCCCCGCCGCCACCGCCCAGGACCUCCGGCAGCUCUUCGGGGAGCGGCAGCUGCCCCUGCCCGGCCAGGUCCUCCUCAAGUCCGGCUACGCCUUCGUGGACUACCCGGACCAAAACUGGGCCAUCCGGGCCAUCGAGACCCUCUCGGGGAAAGUGGAGCUGCACGGCAAAGUGAUGGAAGUGGAUUAUUCGGUGCCCAAAAAGCUCAGGAGCAGGAAGAUCCAGAUCCGAAAUAUCCCCCCCCACCUACAGUGGGAGGUGCUGGAUGGCCUGUUAGCUCAGUGCGGGACAGUGGAGAAUGUAGAGCAAGUGAACACAGACACAGAAACAGCUGUUGUCAACGUGACCUACACGACGAAGGAAGAGGCAAAAGUAGCCAUAGAGAAGCUGAGCGACCACCAGUUUGAGAACUAUUCCUUCAAGAUUUCCUACAUCCCGGAUGAAGAGGUGAGCUCCCCUCCGCCCCCACAGCGAUCCCGCCGCGGGGGCCACUCUUCCAGGGAGCGGGGCUCCUCCCCGGGGGGCUCCUCACAGCCCAAACAGCUCGAUUUCCCACUGCGGAUGCUGGUACCCACGCAGUUUGUUGGUGCGAUCAUAGGAAAGGAGGGCUUGACCAUAAAGAACCUUACUAAGCAAACCCAGUCCAAGGUCGACAUCCACCGUAAGGAGAACGCCGGCGCUGCCGAAAAGCCCAUCACCAUCCACGCCACGCCGGAGGGCUGCUCCGAAGCCUGUCGCAUGAUCCUGGAUAUCAUGCAGAAGGAGGCUGAUGAAACUAAAUCAGCAGAAGAGAUUCCCUUGAAAAUCCUGGCACACAACAGUCUGGUGGGGAGGUUGAUUGGCAAGGAGGGCCGCAACCUCAAGAAGAUUGAGCAGGAUACGGGCACGAAGAUCACCAUCUCCCCGUUGCAGGAUUUGACCAUUUACAACCCCGAGCGGACCAUCACGGUGAAGGGCAGCAUGGAGGCCUGUUCCAAUGCCGAGGUGGAGAUCAUGAAGAAGCUGAGAGAGGCCUAUGAAAAUGACGUGGCUGUCAAUCAACAAGCCAACCUGAUCCCAGGGCUGAACCUCAAUGCCUUGGGCAUCUUCUCCACAGGGCUGUCCAUGCUCUCAUCCACCCCGGGGACCCGAGGGGCUGCAGCUGCCACCCCCUACCACCCCUUUGCACAGCAGAGCGGGUGGAGGAGGACGGGCUCCUCAACUUACGUGUCAGGUCUGUACGGAUCCCCUCCGGCUGGUGCCUUGCCACAUCAGCACCCUCUGCCGGAGCAGGAGGUCGUGAACUUGUUCAUCCCGAUGCAGGCAGUGGGGGCCAUCAUCGGGAAGAAGGGGCAGCACAUCAAGCAGCUGGCACGGUUUGCUGGUGCCUCCAUCAAGAUCACCCCGGCAGAAGGUCCAGAUGCCAGUGAGCGGAUGGUGAUCAUCACGGGGCCACCCGAGGCCCAGUUCAAGGCCCAGGGGCGAAUAUUUGGGAAGCUGAAAGAGGAAAACUUCUUUAACCCAAAGGAGGAGGUGAAGCUCGAAGCCCACAUCAAGGUGCCUUCCUUCGCCGCCGGACGCGUCAUCGGCAAAGGCGGCAAGACGGUGAACGAGCUGCAGAAUUUAACGAGUGCAGAAGUGAUUGUGCCGCGGGACCAAACCCCGGAUGAGAAUGACGAGGUCGUCGUCAAAAUCAUUGGGCAUUUCUUUGCCAGUCAGACUGCCCAGCGCAAGAUCAGAGAAAUCGUGCAGCAGGUGAAGCAGCAGGAGCACAAACACGCUCAGGGAGCCACAGCCUCGCAGCAGCACAGCAAGUGAGGCUCCCACCAGCACCGCCCAAAGAAUGUAACCCCCCCGGUGCCCCCUGGACCCCCAGCAGGGCAGGGCACAAACCAAAGACCCCUCCCCGGGCCCCCCAGUCUUCAGCUGGGAGGGGCACAGGGAGGGCUCCCUCCAUCCCGCAGGCCUCCGCCUUAUUCCAUUGCCUCCCUCCCCUGCCCCAACGCUCUCCCUCCAGGUGGACUAACACAGGCAGAGAGAGGGGAUUUGGAUUCUGGAAUUUUGGGGGAAUUUAUUUGGGAUUUGUUUGGAAUUUUCCCCCACCCCAUUUCACCCAGGAGGGGCUGGCCUGGCUUGGGGGGGCUGCGGCACUCAUUAAGUUUGGAAUUAAUAUAUCGGUAAUGAAACUAACGCCCCAUUUUCAAGUUUUGUAAGGUUUUAUUUUGGUUUUUUAAUUUUUUUUUUUUUUUAAAUUUUCAGGGGGAGGUGGCUGUUUGUUUUUAGCAAAAGCAGGCUUUUCUAGAGGUCUAAGGGUAGGAGCUGGUCCAUUGGUUCUCUAAUGCGCCAUAGAGCAGAGCUGUAGGAUUGCCUAGGGAAAAAAAUUAUUAAAUAAGUGUUAAAAAGCAAUUUCUGAAGGGCUUUGAGAAGAGCAGGGCCUGUAGGAGUCAGCAGGAUUCCCCUUGCCUGCUGCAAGAGGAAUCUCUCCUUCACCCACCCUUUCCUCUUUGCUUCACAGACUCCAAAAGUGGGGGUUGCAUCUGUUCUGUCCCCCCUUUCUAUCUGUCUGUCCUCUCUCCAUCACUGCCUGGCGCUGACAUCCCUGGAAAACCAUGGGCAGCACCAGCCCUGCCCGCUUUGGGCUGGAGUUUUGGGGAAAUAUCCUUGUUGCAGGGAGAGGAGGGGAAAAUGGGUGGGAAAAAAAAAAAAAAGGAUUUACAAGAGGGGUUGCCAGCCCAGGGGCUGGAAAAACCAACCAGCAAAAUGAAAAAUAAUUUUUUGAAAAAUUUUUAAAAAAUAUUUUUAAAAUUAAAAAAUAUCCCCAACGAUUCCCCCAACACAAACACACACACACACACACACAAACUACCUCAGGUUUUCGUACCUCAGCACCUUGUUGCUUGUGUUGCCCUUUUAGAGAUUUUUGUAUGCCUUGUAAAACUGAGAGUUGGAGCUUUUUUUUUUAUUAUUAUUUUUGUAAUUAAAAAAAAAAAAAAAAACGAGUUGGAAAAAUGAUCUCGAUCAAGUCAACUGUGAGGUGGAAGAAGGAAACCACCCACCCCCCCACCCCAUGUCCCAGAGCUCUUCCGUGGUCUCCUGCAAGCUGAGAGCCAGUGGCCGUUCCUUCAGAGAAAGCUUGAGAAAUGAUUCAAUAGUUCCAAAAAAAAAAAAAGGGGGAAAAAAGAAAAAGCCAAACAUGAAAAAUAAAUAAAAAAACAAACAAAAAAGGGUUUAAACAAAUACAAGUGAUGGGUGGAAGCAGCGGAAGCGCCAGGCAGGAGGAGGGAUGGGAGCUGAGGGCUGCGAAUCCGUAUUUUCCUCUGCUGCAAAGUGUUGUGUGAAAACCAACCUGAGACACCAACAAAAGAGAAAUAUAUCCAGCUAACCAGAA
Myiozetetes cayanensis is the source of this 3634-nucleotide messenger RNA. RefSeq names its product insulin like growth factor 2 mRNA binding protein 2 (gene IGF2BP2). The transcript has 17 exons. Gene Ontology annotation, molecular function: mRNA 3'-UTR binding. Gene Ontology annotation, biological process: nervous system development; regulation of gene expression. The record is from RefSeq and is a predicted model, not a curated record. Gene Ontology annotation, cellular component: cytosol; cytoplasm; nucleus. NCBI's taxonomy places the organism in Eukaryota, Metazoa, Chordata, Aves, Passeriformes, Tyrannidae. The coding region runs from base 226 to 2064 and encodes 612 amino acids.